This is a messenger RNA of Ostrea edulis (European flat oyster), 8202 nucleotides long. Its product is annotated as sterol regulatory element-binding protein cleavage-activating protein-like. The record is from RefSeq and is a predicted model, not a curated record. Lineage: Eukaryota; Metazoa; Mollusca; Bivalvia; Ostreida; Ostreidae. Gene Ontology annotation, biological process: SREBP signaling pathway. Gene Ontology annotation, cellular component: endoplasmic reticulum membrane; Golgi membrane. Gene Ontology annotation, molecular function: sterol binding; protein binding. The transcript has 24 exons. Bases 204 to 4325 code for a protein of 1373 amino acids.
AAUGCGCACGCCCCGAAUGCACCGGAAGUAACUUAUGAUCUGUGUUUUGCAACACAGUUAUAAUAAAUGUGUGUUCUGGUGUUUUUCAGAUAACAGAAUGGAAUAAAAAGGCUAUGAUUUUUAUUUGAUGAGGAACUAAACGCCAACAGAGGAAAUGGCAGGAGUAACUUAAACGGCAGUUUGUGGUAACCGUUCCGUCGGCUAUGAAGUCGCUGCAGGAAUACGUAACCCGUAUCUUUUACACACAUGGACUGUUCUGUGCGAGCCACCCUUACUCUAUCCUAUCCGUGGUCAUCUGUAUCAUGCUCACCUCAUUUUAUCCCUUGGUGAACAUGCCGCUACCAGGAAAUGUCCCGUUACAACACAGAGAACCGCUAGUUAGUUACAGAGUCCCGUCAGAAGAUUCCCCCAAAACUCCCACCCCCCAGACUGGCCGACAUCCGACAGACCUCCUUAAACCUCCCUGGUAUCUAGGGGUUCCAGUUGGUUACAUUCAGCAAAUUAUUGUCAAGGCAACAGUCUCACCAUGGAAACAAGAGUACAUGAUUCCAGAAGAUGCAUUUAGGUCACCUUUACUGCGUGUGUUUGAAAUUCUAGAAGAAUUGGAAAAAUUUAAAUUCAGAGAUGGCUCGAAGGAGUAUGCCUUGUCUGACGUGUGUCUGCGAGUGGGUGAAGUCUUGCCUAAGAUCAAGUUCAAAGAAUUCCUUCCGGAAUAUUCCUGUCUCACGCUCUCACCAGCCAACUUUUGGUUUGGCAGGAAAGACAUAUAUCUUGGAGAUGGGGAGAUUCUCAAAACCUUGUUUAAACGGCAUGGUCAACCAUUGGAGACACCGCCUUAUCUCAGAGACGUGUUGUUUGGAGUUCCGUGGAAGAGUUCGGGGAUUUCUCGCUACUUCAUUAGGAACCAACAGAGAACUAUUAGCUUUGCUGUCUCUAUCGCCCUGAAAACUUAUGAUCAAAGAUUUCUCUUGGCCUUGAGGUCAAGGCUGGAAGAUCUCUAUCCAGAGACGGCAAAGAAUGUGAACAACAGCCAGAUCAACAGCAUGGUGCACAUCCAUUAUCCCAACAGUAAAGUUUUCACCGAGCACACCUACCUCAUCAUCACCUACGUGUUUCUUCUCAUGUAUAUAUACUUCUCUGUCAGGAAGAUUGAAAUGGUGAAGUCCAAAUGGGGACUGGCUCUCAGUGCAGUCGUUACCGUGGUGACCUCGCUUCUGAUGUCCGUCAGUUUCUGUUCAUUGUUUGGACUGACUCCCACACUUAAUGGAGGUGAGAUUUUUCCAUACUUGGUUGUGUUCGUGGGUCUGGAGAAUGUGCUGGUUAUUACAAAAUCGGUUGUAUCAACACCACUGGACCAGGAUGUUAGAUUCAGAAUCGCACAAGGAAUAAGUCGUGAGGGAUGGUCAAUCACAAAGAACCUGGCAACAGAGCUCAUCAUUGUUGUGGGAGGCUUCUUCACCUUUGUACCGGCUAUUCAGGAAUUUGCCCUGUUUGCCAUGGUAGGGCUGCUGACGGAUUUCUUCCUACAGCAUGUGUUCUUUCUCACUACUCUGUCCAUUGACAUCAGAAGAAUGGAGCUGUCAGAUCUUCACAAGAAUAUAAGGACCUCCGUGUCAGAGGGGCAGCUGGGUUAUCCCCCAGGGUCCAAGGUCAUCGAACCCCUGGUCCUGUGUCCAGUGCGAGGCUUCAUGUCUGCCUCAAGUGUGGAAGUCACUGAUAAAGCUAGUCAGAAGAAACACCGCCGGACAUCUUCUAAUGUCUCCCUCGGCCCGCCGUCAUCGCUGGCAGACACCAGUCGAAUGUCGAGACGCUUACGGCUUAUCGAUUUCCUGGCUGAUACCCGAGUUAUCCAGAGAUUCAUCAUGUUCUGCACUGUGGUAUGGAUUGGACUAAUCGUGUACAAGAGUGGAGUCUUAGAACAUUUCUCUAACCCCAACGCACAAAAUGCAACCCAGGAUUCCACUCAGCAGGCAGUACCACCUGCUGAAGAACUCUCCCGUGUUGGAAGUAGAGAAGGACAGAGCACUGUUAGACAGUCUAGUAGAUCGUGGUGGUUUCAGGGUGAGUUGGUGGAUCCAGAGGGAGCGGUGAAACACCGGGAAGUGGAACUCUGGCAGGACUUGUCAUACAAACAUUGGCCCACAUUGUUCGGAUACUACAACAUCAGUUUAUAUGGAAAAUUCAUAUCCAUAUUACCCAGUCUCCAUCUCUCUGUCAUUGUGGACCCAAAUGAAGCUAUUUCCCUACGGCACCCUAGUGAAAAUGCAGGGAAAACACCUCAGCAGAUUAAAAAGGAAAUCGAACAGAUAUCUCAGGAGCAGAUGUCGGAGGCCAAACGAGUGGAGUCAGAUGUUCUUCCCGAUGACAGCAUUAAAGGACUGCUUGAUUCACUGCCAAAUUAUGUUUAUGAUUCAGACCAUCUUAGAAAGUUGUAUGACCCUGAAGAACUGAAAAAGCUGUACCCCAAAUCUCAGAGAGAACUCGUCUCCACUCUUCUCUUGGUGCUGUUUAGUGCUAUAUGUCUCUCCUACUUUGCACUGGCAUUGUAUCACUGUAUCUGUCCCAAAAACUAUGCCAGGUGGCGCUCACGUUGGUUCAGAGGUCAGCACAGGAAACGGGAGAAGACUGGCGAGUAUUACAAGCAGAUCAAGGAAUCUGUUCCAAAAGUCCUUAAAGGCCACCUUCAGGAGAUAGAAUGCGUGGCAACAGACGGGCAGUACAUUAUCAGUGCCUGCCUGGGCGGUCAGCUGAGGGUGUGGGACUCAAUCACAGGGGAUUGUGUCACGGUCAUCCACAGAAAGGGAGCCACACCCCCUGUGAAGAGGAAACCUUGUUUGGGAAGGAACAUCAAUGACAGUGAUGCUGAUUUAUAUGCAGAAUACCAUGGUAAUGGUAGUCAUAGUAACAGCAGUGACCCAGAGGAAGGUGACUGCCAAAUUGCUUACCACAGACAGAAGACAGACAGCCAAGGGCUUGCAAUGCAAGGGAAGAAACUCUUCCAGAAUCAGCCCAAUCUGUCGGGUACAAUUCACACAAAUUUCUUCCAGGCUCCUCCUUCUCCAGUCAGCCAUACCUCCCCCACCUCCCUGGAUCCACCAACACUUUUUACCCCGGGAAGUUCUCCUUUAUCAAGCACUUCAUUGAGUCAGUUGACUUCUGACUCGUUUGAUUUUCAGUCACGAUUUCAGCCUCUUUUUGACGAGCACACUCAGUACUUGACAGAGAACCCCCUGGAGGAGGAUGUUUUCCCAGAUGUAAGGUCGAGAAGCUGGAGUGCUGGUGACAACCCUCUCACUACUGAGCAUGAUGCUGCAUUGUUUGACUCCGGCUUUGAGGGGAAUAAUGCCCCCGCUAUCUGGUGCCUCGCCUGCUGCCAGGGUUUGAUAGUCACUGGCUGUGGAAACGGCAGGAUAGAGUUUUGGGAAAGCACAAGCGGCAACUUGAAAUAUAUUUAUGGUGAGAACCAGACUGGAGUUACUGCCCUUUGCAUAGUCAAUAAAAGAGUGGUGGCAGCCAGACUUGAUGGUUCCCUAGACUUCUUAGAAAUUGAAACAUUCCAUAAUCCUAUUUUUACAUCACCCAUUCCGUCCACAUCAUCACAUAUUAAAGGGCAUGUGAGGCAUCAUAGUCAACAUAAAGUAGUUGUCAUGGAGUCACUGAAGAAAUGGGAGGAGAUAUUGCAUGUUACCUUGGUGAAAUAUGUCAAAGCUCACCAACAGCCAAUCAUGAGUCUGAAAUGUGAAGGAGGGCGUGUCAUUUCUGCCAGUCAGGACCACUCUUUAAAGGUGUUUCGUCUGGAGGACUGCUGGUGCUUGUACACAUUGUAUGGUCAUACAACAAAAAUUACAGCGCUUCAUGCUGACAAGUCACCACCAUUUAACGUGGCUAGCGGUGAUGCAGAGGGAACCACCAGACUCUGGGAUCUCCAUACAGGCACCUGCCUCCACAAGGUCAAAGUUCAUGAGGCUGCAGUGGUGGCCUUGACCUGUACCAUUAAAUACGUUAUCAGUUCCGGACUGGAUGACAGACUCUGUUUGUGGGACAGAAAGAGAGGAACACUCGUUCAUGAACUGGAAAUGGAUCCUUGUGGAAAUAACUGUAUGUCACUGUUGACCUCUCACCUUUUAGUGUUGGGAGGUCAAGGUUAUAUCCAAUUGAUUGACCUUGACAAAGGUGAGAUCUUAAGAAGAGUGAGUGUUGGAUCCUCGGACAAGUCGGCAUUUGUGAAUCAGAUCCAUGUUGUACAGAACACGGUGAUAGUUUGCGAUUAUGCAAGCGAGAUGAAAGUGAUUCAGUUCCCCACUGUGUUAGAGAAGUCAGACUGAUAAUGAAAAAAUAACUGAUGUUGUAAUCUUCCAUUGGAUAUCAAUGGAAAUGAAGAAGGAACCGCCCAAGUCUGGCAACUGUGAAAGAUUUCUGAUCUCAUGUGAUAUACCAUCUGUUUAUGGUAUAUCAUAGAAAAUUGUAUGGUAUUCUGUUUUCCUUUCUGUAUAGUGUCACACCUUGUAAUGCUUAAUUAAAAAUUUUUGGGCAAUUAUAGCAUAGAUUUAUUACGGAUGUUCUUUACAGAAUGAACCAUUUUGAUUAGCAGUGAUACCUGUUUGUAAGAGAUGGUGAGAGAUAUAAAUCUUUGUGUGUGCAGAUGAAAUACAAUAUCUACAGUUUUGUUGUGGUAUACCUAUCAAUUGAACAAUGUUUUAAGCACUGUCGUCUUUAUAUUCUGUAAGCUGAACAAUGUUUGUUUUAAGCACUGUCGUCUUUAUAUUCUGUAAGCUGAACAAUGUUUGUUUUAAGCACUGUCAUCUUUAUAUUCUAUAAUUCUGUAAGCUGAACAAUGUUUAUUUUAAGCACUGUUGUCUCUAUAUUGUAUAAAUCUGUAAGCUGAACAAAUGGCAGCUGUCUUGAAAAUUUUAUUUUUUUAAUACUAUGCUUUUUUUGACGCAGCAUUAAUCCAUAGUCUUUGACAAAUAGAUUGUUACCAUGUUGUUUGAUAAGGUGUGUGCUGUAUAUCACAUGUUCUUUGUGAAAACUCAAUUUUUUGCAGAAAUUCUUAAGAUUUCUGAAGUGCAAAAAUGAGGUUUUGUGAAUGAUUUUGCAUAUAUAUACACAAAUAUGUGUAGGUAGUGAUGAACAAAUUGUGAAAAUCAUUUGUCUCCGACACUCGUAAGUUGUACAUGCAGCAAGGAAAGAUGUCAGAAAAUAAUUCCGUGAAAUAGGGAUGUACAGUGUGGAUUGUAGUAGACAUGUAGUUUGGUGUUCAAUUUUCAGUCAUAAACGGCGAUAGGGGAGAAAAUAUUUUGUAUUUUGCAUACUAGGGAUUUUCAAAAACGGUUUUAGCAGCGUGUGUGUGUGUGUCCCUGUCAAUUACCCGGUGCUAAACUGACAAAAGUGGAUUGUGAAGUGCUCAAGACUUUCUUUAACAUUUGAAUUAUUAGUUGUGAAAUACUGUGUUUAAAUUAAUUGUUAGAUAGAAAACAGCUUAUUUAUUUUACAGUCGUGAGAAUCCACAUGAUCCUAUUCCUCAUAAAUUUAUGUUUGUUUUGAUUAAAGACUAUACGUGUACAUAUCAAUAGUAUAAGACUACCUAUGUUUGUCAUGAUAAGUUAUAGCUGUUUUACAUAAUCUGGAUUUCAUGGAAAAACUGUAUAUGUGCAGUCUGAAAGUAUUUAAUAUGAGCUAUCAGAAUUCCUAAAAUUUUGAAAUCCAAUUGCUCUGGGAUAAAAUGGAUGAGGGAUGAAUUUGUACUAGAUAUAUAUUUUUGUAUUUUCAAUUACAUUAGGUUCAGUUACAUGUACACCCAUGCAUAGGCAUAAAUCAUUAUCUAUUGUGUGAUAAAUACCUUUCUAGGAGACUGCUGUGUACAUAUAUUUAAUUUAUUUUCACAUAAAUUAUCCCCUUUUACAAAAUGCAGCAACAUUAGGGGAAAGAUCAAAAGUUCAAUGUCUGACAAAAAACUUAAUUCACAUAGGUUUCACCCUUAAAACUAAAUAUGAUUGUUGAAACUAAUCGAUUGACAAAUAAAAACAUACAUUCAAGUAUACAUUAAAUAACACUGUAUACCUUCUCUACUGUCCAUUCACUAAUGAAAGUGUACAUUAAAACGAUCAAAUGCUCAUUGAAAUAUAAUUAUAUUAUUAUGUGGUUUUUAAGAGUCACUUGUCUUUUUUUUUUCCAAUUCAAAAGUGUAAUCUUCAUCAGAUAAUAGGAAGUCACUGGAGUAUUUAAUAUCUCCCCCCCCCCCCCCCCCCCACUCUCUCUCUCUCUUCUAAAUAUUUGAAUUUCGAUUUUUAUCAGACAUCAAUCUUUUGAUCUCUCCUCUAGGGGCAUUUGUUUACAUAAGGGAAAUUUGUUUAUCCUAUGUACAUUGGUUGUCUCCCUUGUUGAAGGGAAAUUCAUUUUUGCUAUGUACAUUUGGUUAAUUGUCUCUCUUGUAGAAGGGAAAUUCAUUUUUCCUUUGUACAUUGGUUGUCUCCCUUGUAGAAGGGAAAAUCGUUUUCCUAUGUACAUUGGUUGUCUCCCUUGUAGAAGGGAAAAUCGUUUUUCCUAUGUACAUGUGCUUGUCUUCCUUCUAGAAGGGAAAUUCAUUUGUCCAGCAGACCUGUCUAUUUCACUCCCACCUAGAAAUGUACGGUACAAUUACGCAGUUGAUUGUUCGUGACAUUUAAAACAGACAAUCGAUGUCCAUACUCCAUCAAUAAAUAUCAUACACACAAUGCACCAUGUUUUAUUUUGAUGUAAAUUAUUUCUCCCACGAUAUAUACCGGGAUGUAAUUUUUAUUGACUUCAGUGUAAAGAAGCAGCAGAAGUAUUCUGUAGAUCACUUCUUUUUUUUUCACAAGACCUGAAUUUUGUGAGGAUACAAUGAGUGAGUAAUGAGUCAUAACUUCACAAAUCAUUAUUUAUUUUAAAUCUUCUAUAUUUUGUGAAUGACAUUCUAGAAGAUGCACAACUCUAUUUUUAGGUCAUCUGAGUCACAUAUUAUGUCUUUGUCCACCGUUGUGUGUCCUUUGUCGUGUGUUGGUCUUAAACUUUUGGAUAUUUUCAGCUUCUACUCAGGAACGGCUGAUCCAAUUUCAACCAAAUUUGGUACAUGUAUAUAACAUCUAUAGGUAAAGGGACACAAAUUUGUUUUUAAUUUCAUGGACUCUGAGGGGUGCGUGACCAAACCUUCAAAAUUGAUGUAAUUUUCAAAACUCUUCUUUACCUCUGGACAUCCAAGCACAUGAUAAUAAUAUAAGCAAUGAGUUUUUAUUAAAACGGUGAAAUUCAUGACCCCAGGGUUCAGGGGUCAUGACCCCAAGGUGUACUUAUGUUGGAUGGGUCAUAUGGAAAAUGUUUUAUAUCUCAAAAAAUAUCUUUACUGCUGGAAAUUAAGCUGACACACUGUAUCAAUAUAGUUAGGAAUUGGCCAGGAUGGGACUUAUUUGAUCAAUGAAAACACAAUAUAUUUUAUUAGAAAAUCUUGACAACUGGACAUUAAGCAGUCAAACUUCGAUUAUCAUGCACGAUGAGCCCGCUUUGAAAACUAUGAAUUAAUUUGCCAGUUUAAAACUCAUAAUGAAAUCUCAUUUUUGCAGGGGUGAUAAAACUUACUCUAGCCUCUAGCUAUAAAAGAAUUCUAAAUAAUCAGUUGUAAAUGAUAGUUAUACCAAAUAUAUUCAUCAUCUAGUACAAUUAAAGUAUAAAGAUGAAGCAGUAUAAAAAACGCACGGGUAACGGUGAUUUGUAAAGACCCCCAAAAAGUGCAUGCGUAGGUGACCGUUACGGGACUCAUAUUGACAUAAUAUUAUCUGAAUGAUACACAAUAUACAUUGUAUUAAAUUGUGGUCACUGUUGCUGGCAAUGCGGGUUCAGAAUAAAGCUUUCUAUUGUUUAGAGAGCUUUCAAAUUGGUGCAAAAAUAUGAGUUGAUUCUAAAUCUGUUUUGUGCAUAAUGUAUAUAUAUUAUAUAUAUAUAUACACACACACACACACACACAUACAUGUAAGUGCAUGUACGAAGUCCAAUUUCGAUCUCGUCCAUAAAGGUCAUAGGAAGUGUGAUUUUGAAUUUACAUACAGUCAUUGAAAAGAUGAAGUGCUUAAUUAUGUUAUACAUGUAUGUUGGGCUUUAUUAUGGAAAAGUGCUUGCAUUUUAUUAUGUUCCUUACAAUCUCUGAGAAAUGAAAUUUGAUUGCUUUUAAUAAAAAUUAUGUAUAAUUUA